This is a messenger RNA of Bipolaris sorokiniana ND90Pr, 543 nucleotides long. RefSeq lists its product as uncharacterized. Lineage: Eukaryota; Fungi; Ascomycota; Dothideomycetes; Pleosporales; Pleosporaceae. Bases 1 to 543 code for a protein of 180 amino acids. The record is from RefSeq and is a predicted model, not a curated record. The transcript has 3 exons.
AUGUUGGCCUUCAAGUCCCUCGCACUUCUGUUUGCGCUACCAUGCGUUGUACUGGGUGGGAAGAACCGGCAGGGAUCCCAGAACUUCACGCUGUUUGGAUACAGUCAUCAAUUUGGUGGAAAUCCUUUGGUCUUCAUGGACGGGUAUGCAUAUCUUGCAGAUGUAGAUGAGCUUAACGUUACCAGUCCUGCAAUUGUGCGAUUUACAUCUGAUUCCAAAAAUGAAUGGUUCGCUUCACCAAACGCAACUACAUCAGGGGAGUCAUCAUGGUUGAACACAACAUUUUCUGUUCCAACAGCUCAAACCUCCGACCGCCGUGUAGGCUUCAUCAAUGGCAACUUAACCUCUGGGAACAGGAUCACCACUGGUUUUCGGCUCUUUGGGUCAUUGGCGACACUUGUUACAUCUGAAGGGGAGCUAGAGUCUUUGUGGACUGGGCUUGACGUUGGACAGAAUCUAUACGCUUUAUACUGGAACGAUACGAGCUUGGGUCAAAUUCCGAUUACUUUGACUGCUGUUGCUCCUUCUGAUUUAUCGGAUUAG